Messenger RNA from Callorhinchus milii (elephant shark), 3641 nucleotides. Its product is annotated as transcription intermediary factor 1-beta. The transcript has 21 exons. The record is from RefSeq and is a predicted model, not a curated record. The coding region runs from base 1 to 3351 and encodes 1116 amino acids. NCBI's taxonomy places the organism in Eukaryota, Metazoa, Chordata, Chondrichthyes, Chimaeriformes, Callorhinchidae. Gene Ontology annotation, molecular function: protein binding; zinc ion binding.
AUGACAGACGAGCCGUCGUGUUUGAACCAACUGAACUCCUUCCGACACCCAACCGCUAGUGUCGGACCUGUCACUCACCAAAACGUCAGUUGCUCCAAUGAAUUAUGCAAACGGUUCUCGUCCAAUUUGGAUAUGCAAAUCAGACAGCCUCCUGCCACUCAGGGAUGGGUCAUCUACUGUCCUGUGUGCCGGCAGCAGUGCUACACCUCGGACAUCAUUGAAAAUUACUUCAUGAGAGAUGGGGUGGAGCUGGACAGUGCCUCGAAUAACAAGGCGAGCCAGGUGUGCACGAGCUGUGAAGACAAUGCAAUGGCCUCGAGUUUCUGCGUGGAGUGUGUGGAGUGGCUGUGCGAUGCCUGUGUGGAAGCUCACCAGAGAGUCAAGUUUACCAAGGACCACACCAUGAGCGCAAAGAACCCAGGACUCCUGGGAGAUGGGAAGACUGCGUGCGAACGUCCUGUGUUCUGCUCCAUUCACAAACAGGAACCCCUGAAGCUCUUCUGCGAAACGUGUGAUACGCUGACGUGCCGGGAUUGCCAGUUGCUGACUCACAAAGACCACAGGUACCAGUUCCUGGAGGAAGCCAUUCAGAAUCACAAGAUGACUCUGGAGAACCUGGUGACGAGGCUGACUGAGAAGAAAUCUCAGCUGCAAGCAACAACCAAGCAAGUGCGCACCAGGUUAAGAGACGUUCAGGAGAUGCAGAAGAAAGUUCAGGUGGAAAUCAAGAUGGCCAUCCUGCAGAUAAUGAAGGAGUUAAAUAAGCGAGGCAAGACACUCAUCCAAAGAGUCGAGAAACUGGCUGAGGAGCAGCAGAUGAAGCUGGAGCAGCAGCACCUGUCAAUGUCAAAACUGCACCGGCAAAUGGACCACGCCUUGAGGUUUGCCUCCUGGGCAAUCAACAGUGACAACACUACAGCCUUGCUGCUCUGCAAGAAACUGAUCUUUUACCAGUUGCACCGAGGGAUCCAGUCUCGAGUCACCACUGAAGAGCUGAGGAAUGAUAUCAUUACCUUUCUCUGGGACUCUGCUUUCUGGACCAAGAAUGCAGCCAACUUUGGCAACGUUCUCAUUGAGGUCCCCCCGACUCUGUCGACUCACGGCUCGAUCCCACACCUGUCCAUGUCCGGGCACUGCCCUCAGCCACAACUCUCCCAACAGGCUCAUGGCAGGGGGGCCGUGCCUCAGGGAAACGUCUGGCGAGGACAUGUACCCCUGCAGUCCUCGCACCGCGUCGCGCCCCCCACUUACCAGCAGAACCUCGGCCAACAGCUGGCACCCCCGCGCCACCCUCACCCUCCUCCUCCUCCGCGCAGCAGCAGCAGCAGCAGUUGUCCAUACGCCAGUCACACACGGCAGCAGCAACAUCAUCAUCAACAGCAGCAGCAGCAGCAGCCACAACAGUUGAUGGACCAGUGGCUGAUAAUGCCACAGAUGAAUGGCGUGCAGGUACACCAGCCUCAGGGGCAAAUCAUGGGCACUGCCAAGCAACAGAUGCAGAUGAGCGGGCAUCAGUCUUCCACCUCUUUGUACCAACAACCUCAAGUUAACAGCAAGCUGCCUUCCCCCACCGCACGGCACCACACAGCCAUUGGACCGAGCACCUCUGGCAGCGGACAGUCCCAUCCCGUGUCGGUCAUGCACAGCAGCACCCCCCUGCAGCACGGGCCCGGUAAUAAUGCUCCCCACAGACCCUCGCCUCCAGUGCAGCAAACUCCCCUUAGGCCCAGCAUAGCCUCCAGUCGACAGCUACUGACCAACACAUCGCAACGAGUGCAUCCUAGCAUCCCGGCCCCUCAGAACACUCCAGCGAGUGGAACUUGCCGUCAGUCUCCGACGACAGGCCGCCGCAUUGGCAACAGCCCCGUAGACCAGCUGAAAAUGUUGGUGCAGCACGCCACCUCCUACCCCUGCGUCAUCCUGCCCCGCAGAGAAGGUCCUGCCAACGCCAGUGAUCUUCUGCUCAGACAGUAUUCCUGCCCGGGUCCUUCUCUGGGGCCAGAACAGGUGUCGAGGGACGAGAGUUUACUCUACUCUCUGGUCCUGACCCCCGAUGGAGCGUUACAAUGGUCUGAACCGGGUUCGGAAGGCUUCAUUGAGGGGCAGCCUGAAUACAACCACCCUCGCGUGUUUGCAGAACCAAGGAGGGACAUGCCCUUCAAGCUAUCGGACGCUUUCAGCUGCACGGAGCAGGGAGAGCCGAGAAAUGUCCUCAAAGACCUCCAAGACACUGCAGAGCCCGGACACGUCUCCUUGCCCCAGAUUUCUACCGAGUGUGAAGCUGACAGCUCCAGCCCCAGUGUUAAACCCAAGCAGCCGAUGAAGGUGCCUUACGUGCGGUUGGAGCGGCUGCAGAUCGACCUGUCCAGCGACACCCAGCUCCCGACCUUCAAGCUCUUACCGGGAAACGGCCAGGAUGAAUUCAGCCUGAUUGUCAUCGAGGGAGACGGCUUGCCUUUGAAUCCCGUCUUCACGGCGCCAACUCUGGAGAGCACACUGACGCCACCCAACUCUGCCUCGCCCGCUUCCGUGACGGAGAUCGAGUUCAUGUUCCACGAGAGGACGGAGGUGCCCGGCAAGCGGAGCCACCAUGCCCUGAGCCCCACGCCUUCCCCCAGUGAGAAGUCCCCAGGGAGCAUCCCCGACGUCAAGUCCUUCCCGCCGUGCACCGCCAGCGAGAAGAGCGAAGAGCCGGACGAGGCGGGCUGCUGCGCCGUGUGCAGGCGGAGCGGAGAUCUCGCCUGUUGCAAUCGUUGCCUAAAGCUAUUCCACGCGGACUGCCAUGUUCCUGCAAUGCCCAGCCUGCCCGGCGCUGAAUGGACGUGCUCUAUGUGCAAAGAUGCAGAGGAGACGGAAGUACAGGAGUGUUCGGACUCAGCAGGGAGCAGUAGCAGUACCGAGGUGGACAGCCUCUCCUCUCCCGAUCAGAAGAGGUGCGAGCGAUUGCUGCUCCUUCUGCUGUGUCACAAGCUGAGCCAGGCCCUGCACAGUCCAGUAGACGUCUCGCAGCUGCAACAUCCACACGUGGAUGUAUCGUCCAUCAGAGAGAAACUGCAGAGGACGAGCUCCGUGCGUUACCGUUCCCCCGAGGAGUUUGUGUUGGAGAUGAGAUUGAUGUUCAGGAUAUUUGGUAAACUGGUUCAGGACGACCAGGUCACUCAGUCGGUGCUGGCGUUGGAGUCCUACUUCGAGGAGAGACAGUCGGACGCGUUCAGUGGCACAACCCGCCCGUCGAUCGCAACGUGCGAGCAGGAGACCGAGACGGCCGCUGGACCUCCCCUCGAUGACAGUCCCACGCAGCCCAAGAAAAGACGUCUAGACGAGGAGCACAAGGCCCCAGGGGAGGGUUGAGGAGCGACCUUCGCGCUCUCAGUGAGACUCGGGAGCUGCGAUUAAAUAUUUAAGAAGCCUUAGCAGCCGGCGCUGAAACCGAUGCCCUUGAAAGUACAAACUUGGGGCCAAAAAGCUGCCAAAACAAAGGGAUUUUCAGCUGCGUGGAGGCAGAGGUGCUUAUAUAAGCUGCUGGCUGGGGGGCCGAGGGACUAACUCCCUUUGGUACCUGGCUUUAUCGGACUUUUACCCACCAUUUUUUUUUAAAACUAUGUGUAAAACUGUAUUAAAGGAUUUGCUAGUGUGUUAGG